This is a messenger RNA of Strongylocentrotus purpuratus (purple sea urchin), 1960 nucleotides long. RefSeq names its product glutathione S-transferase theta-1. Bases 103 to 777 code for a protein of 224 amino acids. Gene Ontology annotation, biological process: glutathione metabolic process. Gene Ontology annotation, cellular component: cytoplasm. Lineage: Eukaryota; Metazoa; Echinodermata; Echinoidea; Camarodonta; Strongylocentrotidae. Gene Ontology annotation, molecular function: glutathione transferase activity. The record is from RefSeq and is a predicted model, not a curated record. The transcript has 5 exons.
UCGACUGCCGUGUCUUUGUAUUUGUCAGCAGUCGACAGGUAAGGAACGAAGCCACACGUAUCGAGUAAGAACCAGGGCAAAGUCUGAGAAUUCAAAACCACCAUGACAAUCCAGCUGUACGUCGAUCUGAGAUCUCAGCCAUGCCGUUCUCUGGCCAUCUUUCUAAAGUUGAUGGGCAUUCCACAUGAGCUCCAAUACAUCGACCUCUUUACGGGCGAGCACAAGAAGCCAGAGUACGCGGACAAGUUCCCUCUCCAAGUAGUUCCAGGACUGAAAGAUGGUGAUUUCUACCUCAGUGAAAUGGUGGCCAUAUUCCGUUACCUGACAACCAAGUAUGCCGACAAGAUUGAGGAUCAUUGGUACCCUAAGGACAUGAAGUCCCGUGCACGUGUGGAUGAGUACAUCGCCUUUCAUCAUACAGGCACUAGGGGCAAGUGUGUUGCUAUCUUCGUGGCUGAGGUACUGGCUCCUGCUUUUAGUGGGAAGCCAGUGGAUCAGGAAAAAGUCAAGACUGACGCAGAGAAUCUCAAGCAGAGUCUCGACAAGAUCGAGAGGAGUUUCCUUAAAGAUAAUGACUUCCUCUGCGGCAAGGAAAUAUCAAUCGCCGAUAUCAUGGCUGUGUGUGAGUUUAUGCAGUUCACUGUGAAUGGUCGUGAUAUCUUUAAAGACAACCCCAAGAUGAAGGGAUACAUGGAUAGAGUGAAGGCUCGUCUCCAACCAGCUUUAGAUGAGGUCAAUGCUAAGUUAUAUGCGUGGAGGGAUUCGCACGCGAAGUAGACUUUCCGAAGAUUGAGAUUAUGACCCGUUCUCCUUCUGAAAACAAAACUUCAUUUCGUACUGCCAUCAUUAAGACCCAAUUCGCACAACGAUCCUGACAUCAGGUUUCAGCCAACAUCGCAAUAAUAAUGGCGAAGUUGCAAAGCUAAGCCCUGCAGCGUAAGGGCUCAUUUAGACAUGACGCAAAAAGCACCCGCAAACAAAAACCGCCGUGGUUUUUUUAGUUUAAAAGAAUGGCAACUUAUAGUACGCACAACAAAAGAUUUGCGCCUAUUCACUAAACUCCGUGUUAUAACUUGCAGGAAUGUGCUGCGCAUGUAGGCAUGAUAAGGCAUCAUAAUCGUGUCAUAUCUGGAGGGGGUCUAACAGUGUAUUUAUAAUACUAUUGAAUUGCGACGUUCGGAUUGUGGUGCAACUGGUUCUAUUUGUGGCUAUGUCAGGGGGUGUUUCACAAAGACUAAGGUUGACUUUAAGUUGGACUUAAAUAUGGCAGGCCGCUCAUGCCACUGUUUUCUCUCACCAUUAUAAUCUUUAGAUACGAUUAUUUCCUUCAAUAAUGAAUUAUCAAAAAAUUAUAAUUCUUUAGAUUUGUAACCAUGAUUUGUACGCCCCUUGAGAUACCAAUGCCAGUUAAUUAUGAGCGCAAACAGUGGCAUGAACGGCCUGCCAUAGUUAAGUUCAACGUAUUCAAGUGGAUCUUAGUCUUUGUGAAACACCCCCUGUGUGUAUUCAUAUACUACUAUUUUCAUAAUGGCAUUAAAUUUAUUCAGGCUGUUCCUAGCUUCACCCAUACAAUGCGAUCUUAGUUUCUUGGAGGUUCUAUUUUUUCAUUUUCUAUUUCCCUUAAACACUGUAAAAUACAUGUAAAAUGAAAUAAAAAUGUAAUAAACUUGAAUAGAAUACCAACGAACAUAGUAUGUUGUUACAAUUUAAUAUUGGCGUCAUUUCAAUUGUGCUAUCCCCUACACUUACAAAGCCUGUGAAGACAAAUAGCGCAUAAGCCAGUAAUUCAACUAAAUGGAUCCGGCUGACGCAUCAAAUGACAGAUCGUGUGCAGCAUGCAUUUUCCAGUAGACAGUCAAACACCUUUAAAUACAUGUUCAUUUUCACUUAAAUUUGGUAGACAAUCUUGAGUUUAUAGUAUUAAUCCUUAUUCUUUAAUAAAGUCUAUCAUUGAGAAAAC